AUGGGGUCAAUCGGCGAGCUCAGCAACAGACACACAGCCCGUGAACUUGCGAGUACCUUGGCCACGGACGGUGGAUUUCCGAAUGAUCUUAUAUUUUCAACCUUUCUGCUGCGAUGUCGCAAUGCUGGAACUCGCGUUGCCUUUCACGAGCCCGACAACGGGGUCCGCGCUACCUUCGAUCAAUUUAUGACAGACAUCAUCCAUCAGCGACACCACUUGCGGAAGCAUCUUGUGCCUCAUCUAGAUGAGAACGGAAUCUUGGAAGAGGCCUUCCCUAUUUGCGUUCUCUCGACGGCAAAUUAUGAAUUUUCAAUUGCGGCCAUGGCGAUCAUGGCGUUGGGGGGAUUGGUCGUGCCGCUUCCAUUGGAUUCAAGCGGUGCAUUUGUUUUGAAUAUUCUACGUCAAGCACCUACCAAAGUACUUUUGGCUAGUCAACGUUAUGUCCAUGAAGCGACAAAGAUUCAACAACUUGCGAGCGCUCAGUCCCUUCCCUCUAUCACAUUGCUACUAAUCGACAGCCUUCACGACUCCCCCACAAAUCUUUGGGAUAUCUUCGACGCUGGAAUACACACAGAAUUCUCGAUUUCCGAAUCACGCCCCGGGAUCACGUUGUUCACAUCUGGUUCAACCGGCACCCCGAAAGGUGUUAUCCACAGUCGGGGAUGGUUCCCUAAACUACCACAAGCCCCAGCCGACGAAGCAGUUCUGGUACAUCGCCCUCCUAGCUGGCUAGGCGGCAGUUUAUUCUUGUUCACGGCUAUUAUGACUGCAUCCCGUGCGGAGAUUGUAGAUCCUGGGGCAACUCUGCGAUACACGUGGGAACGAAUUCGAAGAGACGGAAUCACAUACAUCAAUUCGGGUUGUGGGUGGUGGGAGCAAAUGGUCACGUUCUACAAAGCUGAGCUCCAGAAUCACCCGCAGAAGGAAGAAUACCUUGCGGGUAUUGGUGGUGUGCGCUCAGCGUUUACUGGAUCGAGUGUGGCUGUACCGUCACUUUUGCAAUUCAUCUCCGGCGAGUUUAAACUGCGACUACAGAUGACUUAUGGAACGACGGAAGUUGGUAGAAUGCUUCUCGGUAUUCCUUUGCAGGAAUUGAAACGAAGCGAUAGAUGCCUUGGGAGACCACUGUGGCCGGAUAUGCCUGUUAAACUUUCAGAAGGUGACAAGGGAGAGCUGCUUGUCGGCCGGAUGAGGACUUUUCUUGGAUACAUCAACGGCGAACCCUCAACGGAGGGUCUCUUUGACGAAGAUGGAUAUUUUCGAACCGGAGAUAUUGCCCAUAGACAGGAUGAUUGUUAUGUCUUUGACGGGCGUGUCUCUAUUGAUUUCAUCAAAAAUGCAGGCGAAAAAGUUCCAGUCAUUGAGCUUGAGCAAGUGAUUCGAGGACUAGAUUAUGUCGCGGAAGCAUAUGUGGUUCCAGUGAAAGAUAAUGUCCUCGGCAGUCGACUGGGUGUUCUUCUCAAAUCCAAGGGGGGAAAAGUUACCCUGAAAAGCCUACGUGCGGACCUUGCAUCGAAAGUUGGUAGCCACAUGCUGCCUAAUGCGUUCUGUCUGAUGGCCGAGAAUGAGCGAGUACCAAAAACGCCAACGGAUAAGGUAUCCAAAAGUGAGCUCGUGAACGUGUUCUUUCCCGACUGCGCAGAAAAGAUAUUACAUGAUCGUGUAGAAAUUUUAGAUAUUGAAAUAUGA
Penicillium waksmanii is the source of this 1689-nucleotide messenger RNA. Its product is annotated as class I adenylate-forming enzyme family protein. NCBI's taxonomy places the organism in Eukaryota, Fungi, Ascomycota, Eurotiomycetes, Eurotiales, Aspergillaceae. The record is from RefSeq and is a predicted model, not a curated record. The transcript is spliced from 5 exons. Gene Ontology annotation, molecular function: medium-chain fatty acid-CoA ligase activity. Gene Ontology annotation, biological process: fatty acid metabolic process. The coding region runs from base 1 to 1689 and encodes 562 amino acids.